GCAAAAUUGAUGACGUAGUGCACAGACACAUGUGCGGCUUUCCGCCAUUGGGGCAAUAUUUCACCAUAUUUUACUAGAAUUUCAAUAAAAGAUAAGCUGUUGUCAUGUCUCGCUUCUUUAAAGGGUCAGACUCGGAGUCUGAUAGCUCAGAUGAUUCCGAGGAGGUACAAAUACAGCGUCCAGCUGUUACAACCAAGGUUUUCCAGUUCAGUGAUGAUGAAGAGGAGACCAGGCGAGUUGUACGUAGCGAAAAAGAUAAAAGGUAUGAUGAAUUACUGAAUAUCAUCAAGAGUUUGAAGAACAAGAAAAAGAUCAAGGACAUGAGCAAUGUUCUAUCAGAUUUUGAAUCUCUGUGUAAGGCGUUUGACAAGGCAAAGAAAGUGGUGGAGAAAGAAGGAAUACCAAGAUUUUACAUCAGGACAUUGUCUGAGCUCGAGGACUUUGUCAGCGAGUGUUGGGAAGACCGAGAGGGCAGGAAGAAAAUGAAUAAAAUCAACGCUAAAAGUCUGACAACCUUGAGACAAAAGCUGAAGAAGUAUAGCCGCGACUUUGAGAAAGAGCUGGAAGAGUAUAAAGAAAAUCCCGAUGCUUCAGAAGAUGAGCUGGAUGCUGGUGAAGGUGAAGAAAGUGAAGAGUCUGAGGAAGACGAGCCAGUUACCACGUUCCUGAAAGUGAAACCAGAUAAACCUGCUCACCAGAUCACUGACAUCUCCAUUGUAAGAAUAGGAGAAUCUGCUACUUAA
Molecule: messenger RNA, 743 nt
Organism: Ruditapes philippinarum (Manila clam)
Lineage: Eukaryota; Metazoa; Mollusca; Bivalvia; Venerida; Veneridae
Product: eukaryotic translation initiation factor 3 subunit C-like
Exons: 8
Coding region: 105-743 (212 amino acids)
Biological process (GO): translational initiation
Cellular component (GO): eukaryotic translation initiation factor 3 complex
Molecular function (GO): translation initiation factor binding; RNA binding; translation initiation factor activity
Source: RefSeq, a predicted model, not a curated record